Messenger RNA from Chenopodium quinoa (quinoa), 1066 nucleotides. RefSeq names its product DNA replication complex GINS protein PSF1-like. Lineage: Eukaryota; Viridiplantae; Streptophyta; Magnoliopsida; Caryophyllales; Amaranthaceae. Bases 177 to 908 code for a protein of 243 amino acids. Gene Ontology annotation, cellular component: GINS complex. The transcript is spliced from 7 exons. Gene Ontology annotation, biological process: DNA replication; DNA strand elongation involved in mitotic DNA replication. The record is from RefSeq and is a predicted model, not a curated record.
CGAGCUUAUAUUCGGGCAAAAUUAUUCAAAUUGGGUUGGGCGGUCACUCUUGCUAAAAUACACAACAUCAUUUUCUCUUCACUGUGUUCUUCAAUCUUACAUACUCUGAAUUCUCCAUUGAAGUAGAUUUUGAGCUUUCUCUCCUCCAUUGAAGCAGCUUCUGAGGAUAAGCUCUAAUGGAGGGUACAGAGAUUUAUGGUAGAAGGGGUAGCCAGCUUGUGAAAGAGCUUGCUUGUGCCGAACCGGGUCAACUUACUCGAUUCAAUGAUGAUUUGUUUAAUCAAGUUAUCAAAGAAUGUGCUGUGCACUACAGUCAAUUUUACGAACUUACUAGGAAAAUGCAAGAUGAAGGAUUGGAUGUCCAAUCAGCUAGAAAUGCUGAUCACUUUGGAAUGCUUAUCCAUCAUCUUUCUCUAUUACGCAACAAGCGUUGCCUAAUGGCAUAUGUGCAUAACCGAUCUGAAAUUAUACAGAACCUAAGCUGGACUGUUGGGCGGGUGCUUCCUGAAGAAAUUGAGCAAAAGCUAAGUGAUCCAGAAAAGCGUUACUUUAAGAGCCACUCUUCAGCUUUACAAUCGUAUAUGAGGGACAUGGAUGGCCUUGAUUUGACUGUGGAUAUGGUGCCACCAAAAGAUCCCUACAUUAAAGUAAGAGUCCUUGAUGAUAUUGGUGUGACAGCAAUGGGAGACCGAGAUACCAAUCUUGCACGCCACUCAAUCCACUUCCUCAAACGAAGUGAUGCUGAGCAUUACAUGUUUCAGUGUGCUGCUCAGUAUGCUGUUAGUUUCAAGAUCAUCAUGUUCAGUUGUUUGGCUGUGACUGGGCAGAAGACUCAACUGUCUUUAAAGGACGCAUAUCCGGGCAAAAAUGCAAGCAAAAGCUGCCAGAGCAUGAGGUCUGUGGUUUAACUGUGCAGCAGUGCAGGACCUGUAAACUCUGAUGUUUUCCUCCUGUUAUUUAUCUAGGAUUGUAAUUAUUUUUUUUUUGAGGCCAUCUAGGAUUGUAAUUUGUAACUAGCAUAUUCCUUUUAAAAACCAAUAGAAAUAAAAAAAACUUUUAUAAGCAA